AUGGCUACAACUUCUACCACGCUGCACAGUCACCAGACGCGCCGCCAAAACGCCCUUGCCGACAUCCAUUUCGCUUCAAUUGCCGAGGGGGACCUGACGCCAUCAGAGGAUGAGAGCCCGGAAGAAAGAGCCAUAGAGCUGGAGACGGCACAGUCAGCGAUUGGCAUUAGCAUAGGAAGGCAGCAGACUCGUCUAACAUCCCCAAAGACGCCGGCUGCUGAGAAGGCGGCCGCACUGGACGAAACCGAAGAUGGGGCUUUCUUCGAUAGCUGGCAAGAAACGACUGAUGCGGCACUGGAACCCAAGACAACACCGCGCACAGAGACUGGCAAACCAAGCCAACAACGUGAAUCGGAACCAGCACCCAUGCAAACGGCCAGUAAUGACCAGCGUGAAAGACAAUCCGAUCCCCGCGCGCGCCUGCCCUCGCCCUGGCGAGCAGGACCGAAGACGUUCCAGAAGGAGAAACCGGGCGACCACCGCUCUGUGCUCAAGGAGACGCUACAGGGACGACGUCGGGCAUCUUCAGGCGGCGCCAUGGGGGAUGCCGUACGCAAAUACUUGCCCUUUCACCUACCGUCCUCUAUUACGAAGUCCUACAAAGACCUGCAUUUCUCGCUUCCGAGUCUAUCAGCAUUAUCACUCGAUAGCGAACGAGGAUGGCCUGCCCCGCGCACUUUUGAUAGACGGAGACGCGACACUAUUGCUAGCAGCAGACCACCUAACAGCAUGCCACAACAUAGUACUCAGGAUUCCACCCCAGAAGAGCCUCGAAGCGCAUCGAGAAGCCCUUCACAGACGCCACGACAGCCGAACACGGCUCCACUACCCCAGCGUGAGUUUAGCGAUGAUAGCACCUCCACCAUCGGCCCGUCGCCUUCGGGACCCAGCGAACGACCGACCCCCAGACUACGCAGAUCAAACUCGGAGGGCUCUUUGCUGGUAUACCGUACAAAAUCCUUCGCAUCGUCCCUCGGGGAUGACACACGUUUCGAGAGUGUACAGGAACAGGUCAACAGUAGACUGAAGGCAAUCAGAGACAGCUGGCAAGACGCAAACUUCAAGCUGCCAAGCCCUUCGUUUCCUAAUUUCAAUUUGGGCUCUAGUACCGAGUUGUUCAAGAGUCGUAAUGGGAGCACCGCAUCGAAGACGCGCGAACCCGACCAGACGACGGUUCCUCGAUCGAAUUCGCGCAGCAAUUUGCCUGCCACAGAGGCCCGCCGCAACUCGGUCCGAAAGAAACGCCCGUUGCCGCGACAUGGAGAUACGGACACUGAACCGCAUCCUUUCUUCAUACAAGCCCUACAAGAGCUUGAGGGAGACGUCGUUGUGCUGGGGGGCUACCGUGGAUCUGUGUUGCGGUCUGCGGAACCGCCACAUCGCCAACUAUGGGUGCCAAUCAAGGUUGGACUGAAUCUACGCAAGGUAGAUUUAGAAGUGCCUUUGGAUCCAGAUGCAGAUGAGCGAAUGGAGGAGAGUAUCAUUCCGAGUGGUAUGCUCACUCACAUUGGCCCUGUUGAUAUUGCCAAACGACUAUUGAAGCGUCUUAAUGGGUGCGACAACGCUAAAGACGGAAAGCUUAGAGUCCACAACUAUGGUUAUGACUGGCGACUUUCUCCACACUUUCUUAGUCGUCGUAUGAUUCAAUUCUUAGAGUCACUGCCAUGCAAUCAGCCUGGCGUUCCUCCUGAGAAACGAGGUGCUAUAGUAAUCGCACACUCGUUGGGCGGUUUGAUCACACGUCAUGCCAUCAACCAGCGACCAGAUUUAGUAGCGGGAGUCGUGUAUGCGGGUGUACCUCAAAGAUGUGUCAAUAUCCUCGGUCCAUUCCACAAAGGCGACGACGUCAUGUUCUCUUCACGAGUACUCACUGCACAAGUUAACUUCACCAUCCGGACCUCGUUUGCCCUCUUACCUCUCGACGGAAAGUGCUUCAUCAACAAGCACACGAAAGAAGAGUACCCCAUCGACUUCUUCGACGUAAACACCUGGAAAGAACACCGCCUAUCACCCUGCAUAGCAGCACCCCUGCCCCGACCCGAACCACCCAAAGACAGCAACUUCAGCGUCACGGGCCUAAUGAACGCCGUCUCCCAAGCCCUCCCCACCUUCCCCCAACGCAAAAGCAGCACCGCAAAAGAAACCGCCGACAUGGCCCGCAACGCCGCAAACAACGUCACAGAAAGCAGCGCCGAACAAGCCGGCAUGGGCCCCCAAAUGGGCCACGAGCACCACACCACCAACACGCCCACGCCCACAUCCAAAGAGCCCAACCCCGUCACAAACAUCACAAUCCCCUACCCCGCAGCCGUCGCAUACCUCACCCGCAUCCUCGCCGAAGUAAAACAAUUCAAACAAGAACUCGCCCACAAUCCGCACCACACAGCCUCCAACGCAUACCCGCCCAUCGCCCUCAUAUACGGUAAAUCAACCCCGACAGUCUACGGCGCCAAAGUCGAAAGCAAAGAGCUUAUCAAACGCGCGGAUUGCUAUGAUGAACUUGCUUUUGCGAGCGGGGAUGGCGUGGUGCUUGCGAGGGCCGCCAUGGUACCCGAGGGGUAUAGUGUUGUUAGGGGGGGCGUGGUGUCGAGUGAUCGCGGGCAUGUUACGUUGUUGGGGGAUUUGGAGGCGGUGGGGAGGUGUUUGCGUGCUGUUGUGCAGGCGAGGAGGAGUGGGGUUGGGUUGGGGGGGAAUGGGCGGUAG
Messenger RNA from Pyrenophora tritici-repentis Pt-1C-BFP, 2703 nucleotides. RefSeq names its product Periplasmic protein TonB. The record is from RefSeq and is a predicted model, not a curated record. NCBI's taxonomy places the organism in Eukaryota, Fungi, Ascomycota, Dothideomycetes, Pleosporales, Pleosporaceae. Gene Ontology annotation, biological process: lipid metabolic process.